Molecule: messenger RNA, 2031 nt
Organism: Eubalaena glacialis (North Atlantic right whale)
Lineage: Eukaryota; Metazoa; Chordata; Mammalia; Artiodactyla; Balaenidae
Product: 24-hydroxycholesterol 7-alpha-hydroxylase
Exons: 12
Coding region: 265-1674 (469 amino acids)
Biological process (GO): cholesterol homeostasis; bile acid biosynthetic process
Molecular function (GO): heme binding; oxidoreductase activity, acting on paired donors, with incorporation or reduction of molecular oxygen; steroid hydroxylase activity
Source: RefSeq, a predicted model, not a curated record
ACACCAGCAGGAUCCAGCCCCUUCCUUCCGUCCCGCGUGGCCAGAACUUGAAAGAAAAGUGGACGUAGGAGGGAGUGAUGAUGCAAAAGUUACCCAAAAAUUGGGGCGGGGAAAGGAGGCUACAGUUAGGAAGGCGAACAAGCUGCAAAAGGAACAGCGGAAAGUUGGGAGGUCGGGAGGGUGCCCUGUUCCGGGGGAAGGAGCAAGUACCACAGCAGCAAGACUUUUUCCCUUCUCUGAUUCAGGAAAGUGCUAGACAAAAACAUGGAAUUCAUUUCCCCAACAGUGGUUAUAAUCUUAGGUUGUGUUGCUCUUUUACUAUUUCUUCAGUGGAAGAACUUGCGUGGACCCCCGUGCAUAGGGGGCUGGAUUCCUUGGAUUGGAGCUGGAUUUGAGUUUGGAAAAACCCCUCUAGAAUUUAUAGAGAAAGCAAGAAUCAAGUAUGGACCGAUAUUUACAAUCGUUGCUCUGGGCACCCGAAUGACCUUUGUUACUGAAGAAGAGGGAAUUAAUGUGUUUCUAAAAUCCAAAGAAGUAAAUUUUGAACUAGCAGUGCAAACUCCCGUCUAUCGUACAGCAUCAAUCCCAAAGAAUAUCUUUUUAAAACUGCAUGAGAAACUUUAUAUCAUGGUGAAAGGGAAAAUGGGGACUUUCAACCUAUAUCGAUUCACUGGACAAUUGACUGAAGAAUUACACGAACAGCUGGAGAAUUUAGGCCCUCAUGGGACCAUGGACCUGAACAACUUAGUGAGGCAUCUCCUUUACCCGGUCACAGUGAACGUGCUGUUUAAAAAAGGUCUGUUUCCCACAAAUGAGAGGAAAAUCAGGGAGUUCCAUCAGCACUUUCAAGCUUAUGAUGAAGGUUUCGAAUAUGGGUCCCAGUUGCCAGAAUGUCUCCUCAGGAACUGGUCAAAAUCCAAAAACUGGCUUCUAGCACUUUUUGAGAAAAACAUUCCAGAUAUAAAAACAUGCAAGUCUGCAAAAGAUAAUUCCCCGACAGUAAUGCAGGCUCUGCUGGAUCUCCUAGAGAUGGAAACAAAUGAACAAAAGAGUCCCAAUUAUGGGCUCUUACUACUUUGGGCUUCUCUGUCCAAUGCUGUCCCUGUUGCAUUUUGGACAUUUGCAUUUGUCCUCUCUCAUCCCAAUAUCCACAGGACCAUUAUGGAAGGCAUAUCAUCUGUGUUUGGCACAGCAGGUAAAGAUAAGAUUAAAGUGUCUGAGGAUGACUUGAAGAAACUCCCUCUAAUUAAAUGGUGUAUUUUGGAAACCAUUCGUUUAAGAGCCCCUGGUGUCAUUACUAGAAAAGUGCUGAAGCCAGUUAAAAUUUUGAAUUAUACCGUUCCUUCUGGUGACUUGUUGAUGUUGUCUCCAUUUUGGCUACAUAGAAAUCCAAAGUAUUUUCCUGAACCUGACCUGUUCAAGCCUGAACGUUGGAAAAAGGCAAAUUUAGAGAAGCAUGCUUUCUUGGACUGCUUCAUGGCAUUUGGGAGUGGGAAGUACCAGUGUCCUGGAAGGUGGCUGGCUCUGUUGGAGAUUCAAAUAUUUAUUAUUUUAAUAUUGUAUUAUUAUGACUGUAGUCUUCUAGACCCAUUGCCAAGACAGAGUUCUCUCCAUUUGGUGGGUGUCCAGCAGCCGGAAGGACAAUGCCGAAUUCAAUUUAAACAAAGAAAAUGACGUCUGCUGGGCCUAAGGAGGGCCAGGGCCUUCUGGAGGAGUGACUGCCCCCCAUCCUCUAGCCUGGCAGCACCUAGACCUGAGUUUGACUAAAAUGUAUCACUUAAUUUUGUUUAAGGAUUUAGUUCAAGACAAUGUCCAGAUGGGAUGUGUGUUUGGUAUCUCAAGAGUAGACCAAGAAUCUGACAUCACUCUAUAUCUAUUGAUAUAGAGACUCCAAUACAGGGUUUAUAGAAAAUGUUUCCAUGAUCCAAAAAGAGGCAUUUCUUAAGAAGUUGGAAUUUGGUUUCAUGAAUCACUGUAUCAAAACUUUAAAUAGAAAUAAUGUCACUUGAAUGAAAAUUUUACUAUAUUAAA